Chenopodium quinoa (quinoa) is the source of this 375-nucleotide messenger RNA. Its product is annotated as probable serine/threonine-protein kinase WNK4. The transcript has a single exon. Gene Ontology annotation, cellular component: cytoplasm. Gene Ontology annotation, biological process: intracellular signal transduction; protein phosphorylation. The coding region runs from base 1 to 375 and encodes 124 amino acids. Gene Ontology annotation, molecular function: protein serine/threonine kinase activity. The record is from RefSeq and is a predicted model, not a curated record. NCBI's taxonomy places the organism in Eukaryota, Viridiplantae, Streptophyta, Magnoliopsida, Caryophyllales, Amaranthaceae.
AUGGAGACAGAUCAAACAAGGCGAUUCGCAAGAUAUGAAUUAUUCAUAGGAGAAGGCUCGUCAAAAAAAGUUUAUAGGGGGUUCGAUAAGCGUUAUGGUACUGAAAUAGCUUGGAGUAAGGUGAGGUUACCACCAGGAAAAGAAGCGUCUAUGGAAAAUCUUGAGGAAUUAUGUGCCAAACCUGAAUUAUUGAGGUCGUUAGACCACGAAAACAUUACGAAAUGCUACCAUUAUUGGAUUGAUGAUAGCCAGAAAGUUGUCAACAUGAUUACUGAGAAUUUGAGCAUAAACCUCAUGACGACAGUAGCACACCUUCAAUUGCUGUGGAAGAUUGGUGUCUGCAGGAUUUAUUUUCCGAGGAAACGUCUAGGAUGA